Messenger RNA from Trichoderma reesei QM6a, 6192 nucleotides. RefSeq lists its product as uncharacterized. Lineage: Eukaryota; Fungi; Ascomycota; Sordariomycetes; Hypocreales; Hypocreaceae. Bases 1 to 6192 code for a protein of 2063 amino acids. The record is from RefSeq and is a predicted model, not a curated record. The transcript has 3 exons.
AUGUCGCUGGCUCUGCAGGGCGCCCUUCUUGUGCGAUUCGUCCUGGGUGCAAUCUUCGUCGCGGUUCAACGACCCCAGUUCGACCCGGUGUGCGUCGCCAGCAACAUGCUUCUCCCUGUCGGCGUCAUCGUCAUGACGGCUGACAUGGGCAUGUUUGGUGUCCUCGCGACCAAGGCUCUCCUGGCGAGGAGGGACCAUUCUGGCCCGGCGCAGUCCAAGACGUUAAUCUUUUUCACUGCUGCGUUUGGCAUCUGGACAGGAUUGAGCAUUCCUCUUUUCUUGGGACUUGAGUCCACUGGCUACAUCUUCCGAACAAUCUUGCCUGCCAUAGGCUUGCUGAUUCUAAUAGGAAUUGUGGCUCUCUCUACGACGGGGUUGGUUUCGCUGCCUACGACGUCUCUUCUGCACUUCCACAAGGGGGAAUCGUCCGAGUCGGCAAACGUCGAGACGGAGACACGCAACCUUUCCGACCCUCUCCAUUCACAAGGCAUGACGUCGACCGCGCCUCCCGCUCUGCCUCUCAUCAGACAGCCAUCCUCCGGCAGGGGUAUUGGAGGAGUUCCCAUCGAGGGCGAACUGUUCCCCCCCAUGCGAACCCAGCAGGCCUCUUUCAAGCCGCACUCUAAGAAGCAAAUGACGGAGAAGGCCUACAAUGGAGGAAAGAUUAUCAUCUCGAAACCGGUCAUGGCGGACUCCAGCGAAACAGACGCCUUCGACCACAUCCAGACCAUGGACCUGGCUGCCGCCGCAGCGAAAGAGCGAGAGCGCCGCGAGAAGUUUCUUCCCCUGAUGAGCUUCGACGCGAUGCUCAAUGAGCCUCUGUUCCCAAAGUCAAGGGAUCUCACGGCCAACUGGCAGACCUCCAACGGCAAAUCUUGGUAUGCCGACGAGGGAAGCAGCCCGGCAGCGCAAGAGCGUUCCUUCGCGACCACCUCAGCUGUGCAGCUCUCGCCCGGCAUGGACGAGACACGCCGACGUUCCCCUCGACACCCCAUUCAAGCUAGCGCUCCCUCUCCAGUGGAGGACCAGACUCGAACACCAAGGGCAGUAUCGCCAAGAUCAACAAAGGCGCUGCUUUCGAAAGCCCACAUCCAGGAGCCAAAGUCGGCCGCAGCACCUCCGCCGCCAAUCAAAGUGCUCCCAGCUGUUCCAGCAGUCCCCUCUUCCAUCGACCAGUUCAUGGUGGAUCCUCGAAUCGCAUCCCUCCCUCGAAGCAAAUCCGUCAAGAAUGAUAUUCGGCCAUCCCGACGUCGACCCCAGUCGCCUGUCGAGGCGGAAGAAGUCAAGGACACCAAGACGCCCCUCCAGCGAAGGGCGACCGUAGGGCUGCCGUUCAAUCCAAGAGCCCGAGCGACCAGGAUGUUCACCGGACAGCGGGGGACUGGCAAGGACCAGCCGAUCAUGUUCUUCAAUCACGAGGAAAGCAGUCACCCUGUGUAUGCCGCGCCCGAACCCGACGACAACAGCGAUGCCCUGUCCCGGAAAUCUGUCAUCCAUCGACCGAGGCCUAUUCCUCGCAAGUCCACUGCUACUUUGGCCGAGUCCAUCUCCUCCGAGACGGACUCCAUGGCGUCCACGGCCGAGCUCCUGGGGACGGUCAGCAGCCCCAUUGACGACAUUUUCACCAUUGUGUCGACACCCAAACUUCCCAUGGUAUCCCCUGUGACGGUCAAGACUCUCUCGCAGAGUACACUGGGCACGGUGGCGAUCUCGCCUGGAUCGUCCGCUUUACACAAGACCGUCAGAAGAACAUCCUACGUUCCUGAUCUGCCGGCUCUCCCCACGGAGUUCAAGGCUCAACAGUCAAAGAUUGCGCAUAAUGUUGCUCCUGAGGUGACCGCUACAAGCAUUUGGACGGUCGCUCCGAAUGAGCACGCUCCCUUCUCUAUGGCCAACAAUGAUGAGCCGCACUCGGCUCACAAUAACCGGCGGUUUUCUGUCAACACUCAAUCAUCGUAUGAGGGAACUAUCGGCCGCAAUUCGGUCGUAUUUGCUUCAGAUGACAAGACGACCGCAUCAAUGGCCCAUCCCCUCACCGAGCGCCGCUCCAGGCACGAGAGCGCUGACUCUGAACUCUCUAUGAUGCUUAGAGCAGCACCACUACCGCCUGUCGCCGGCGAGGGAGGUGUCCCCGAAGUCCCCGCUGUGCCCGUCAUGUUCAAGGAUGGACGGACAACGCCAUUAUCGGAGGAGGAAGAGGAUGCUCAAGAGGCGGCUAAAGAGUUGGCAUCAUGGCACCGACGCAUUGGCGAAGAGCUUCCUGGGUUCUCCACCCAGCUGAACGAUAGGAGACAUCGGAAGCUCCCGGUGCCGAAGCCUCUGGCCCUUGGCAACUCGGCCAACGUUACUGUGGUGGUCCAAGCUGAGCCGUCACCCGAGGAGCCUGAGCAGGAGGCCCUCGACAGAAUCCACGAGCAGCUGAAGAAGUUGGAGGACAAGGAGACGCGCGCAACCAUUAGCGAGAAGCAGCGAUUGGAUCUCUUGGCAAACUUGGAGUCUGAAAUGGGCGCUCAAGAGUCCCAGUGGCAGAUGCUCAAGGUUGACCUUGCCGCAACCCCGUCGACUGUCAUCUCCACGCCAGGCGGCGUCCCCUCUGUGCGCAGCAGCGUCGAUAUCAACAGCGCGCUUUCCAAGGCCAGACUCAGUGCAGGUGCCGGAGACUUGCUCACUGCUCUCCAGGAUGAAGCCAACCGCCGCCUUUCGACUGCUUCAGAGCAAACGCCGAGGGAUGAGGUCAACCGCCGAUCGGCAAGAAUGAGCAUGAUCUCCGUGAGCGCCCGAACACUCUCGCAGAUUGGCAGCCCGACUCCACCAGACACUGAUGAGUCGGGUGCGGAGGAAAGCGACAAUGAUAGCUUGUUGGAAGGCCCCGGGUCGGCCAAGGAGGCACUCGAGUCGUCGGUGCUGAAUACGGCCACUGGCUUUCUGGCUCUGGACGAGAUUCUGAGCAACUCAGUCGAAAGUCAGAACCAGCCAGACUCUCCAGCCGAGUGGGAAGAAGUCUCCCUGCCCACCCCCAAGGCCACGGGCCCCUUUGUACCUACGCAAGCAGAAGAGGAGCCCGAGGCUGCGAUUGCCGAUCCUUCUGAGCCCGAAAGUAUUCGAUUCAGCCUCGCAGACCUGGAGCAGUCCGUGCCCGCACCACCGCCUCCGCGACCGCGAUCAGUCACUCGACGGCCUCCUCGCAUGAGCAAGCGCAUCAGCGCUCUCCCGGACAUUGUCGAAAACCCCGAACCCCUCGCCGGCCGGACGGGAUCUCUCGGUAUCUUUCAGUUUGCCUGGGGUGAGAAGUCAGACUCCGCCACGAUGCCUGUCCGCAUGGUUGGUCUUGGCGGCACCAUGUCCAGCGGCCGCGGCUGGCUGUCGAACCUUCCGCCUUUGCCUUCUCUUCCAUCACAGGCGCUGCCCUCGCACAGCUUUUUUGAAGACGACGAAACCGAUAACGGCCUUGACAACUACGAGGACGAGGACUACGACGAUGGCUUUGACGAUUCCACUCUUUGGGAAAUUGCCGACUUGCUGGAGGCCGAUCUGGAGGGCUCUCGCGACGAUCUCUUCGUGGUUGACAACGAGGACGUAGAGGUUCCCGAAGUUUCCCCUGCCUCCCCAGCCCCUUUGAAGGAGGUUGUGGAGGAACAGGUACAGCUGCCAGUCCCAGCUCUCUGGACGGCCGUGAAGGCUUCUGAGUCGACAAGAUCGUGGGGUCUGCCCCAGCCUACUGGGCGAGACCUGGAAGUGUUUUUCGCCGAAGCUUCUAGGCCGACUGCGCGUGCCGUUCCCCGGAUGAAGGAGGAGGCACCUGCGUUGACAAGCAACUCCCUGUGGCAGGCGUCCAUUGGUGCUUCUGUCGCUAGCAGGAUGUGGUGUGAGCAUAAGGCUCCUUGCGCAGAGGAGAUCAAGACUGCCACAGUUCCUUCAACAGCGGUCUUCACGGCUCUGUGGUCUCCCGUCUCUGCCCCCCGCAGCACUCUAGGAUUGUCGCAGCCUGAUGUCCAGACAUGGAACACUUACAUCGCCCUGCCGACCCGCUCUAUCCAACGCAAGGUUAAUGUACAGAUGAGCGAAGAGAUUAAGAGCACUUCGCUGUGGCAACCCUCAACGGCCGUCGUCUCUCCGUCAACAGCCCUCUGGGCACCCAAGACGCUGGUUGUUGAGCCAUCUUCUCAAUGGAUCUCCGCCCCUUGUGAAGAGGUCAACAGUCUGCUGUGGUCCUCGACUCCUGCAAAGGCUGUUUCUUUCGGCUUGCCACAGCCCGAGACCCAUAUCUGGGCUGCUUACCUUGUCUCAGAAGGUCGUAGCCACCGUGGUGCCUAUGUUCCCACGACUGUCUCCAUUACAAGCUCGUCUCUUUGGGCGCCUACGAGCAAGACUGAGUCGGAGGGCAUGUGGAUGCCCAAGUCAAAGCCUUCAGCUGCUCUGUCUGCUAAGCCAAAGCCCCAACCACUCCCUGUUUCUACUCAGGUGACGAAGGAUCUGCUGUGGUCUUCUACUCCCAUGAAGAAGUUCUCUUUCGGUCUGCCACAGCCUGAGGCCAGCGUCUGGACUGCCUACCUUGUUCCAGAAGAUCGUAGCCACCGAAGUGCCUAUGUCCCUACGAUCGUUUCCAUUACAAGCACGUCUCUAUGGGCGCCUCCUGUUGAGACUCGGUCAGAGGGCAUGUGGAUGCCAAAGUCAAAGCCUUCAGCUGUUCUGUUCGCUGAUGAAACUUCUCAAUCUGUCCCCCAGUCUUCUCCCAAGGUCGUCAAGGACCUGCUGUGGUCCUCGUCACCCAUGAAGCCAGUCUCUUUCGGCUUGCCGCAGCCCGAGGCCAGUGUCUGGACUACUUAUCUUGUUUCUGAGGGUCGCAGCCACCGGGGUGCCUACAACCCUACGGUUGUUUCCAUUACAAGCUCGUCUCUGUGGGUGCCUACGAUCAAGACUGAGUCCGAGGGCCUGUGGAUGGCCAGGUCGAAGCCUUCAGCCACACAGAAUAAGCCACAGCCGAAUGUCAAGGGAACCACGGGCUUGCUGUGGGCUUUGCCAGUCACCAGGAAGGCUUCCCCCUUUGGCCUGCCUCAGCCUGAAGCGAAUGUCUGGGCUACCUAUCUCGUCCCAGAGGGCCGCACCCACCGUGGUGCCUAUGUCCCUGUGGUUGCGACUAUCACUAGCACAUCUUUGUGGUCGCCUACUAGUGAAACCCAGUCAGACGGCAUGUGGAUGCCCAAGUCAAAACCUUCGGCUGUUCAGAAGCUGCCAGAGGUUCAGGAGAAAUCUCUACCAACUGUCAAGGACACCGCAGGCUUUCUGUGGACUUUUCCCGUUAUUACCAAGGUUUCCGUCGGCCUGCCUCAGCCAGACGCCCAGACAUGGGAAUCAUACAUCCCUCGCAUGACCAGCACUCCUCUGCGUAGGGCCAUGAUCUCGCAACCUGCUUCUCUGGAAAGUCAGGCUCUAUGGUCUCUGCCGCCCAAGCGAGAGGCAGCCUCUGGCUUUCUUUGGUGCUCAACCAAGCCGCAACUGAAGAAGCCUCAGCCAGUUGUCAAGAGACUUGCAGGCUCGCUUUGGACUCUCCCAAUCAUUGCCAAGACUUCCGUUGGCCUGCCUCAACCAGACUCCGAGGCCUGGGAAUCGUACAUUCCUCGCGUGGCCAGCACUUCUCUGCGCAAGGUCCUAAUCUCAGAGCCCGCCCCCAUCGAAAGUCAGGCACUGUGGACUCUCGCACCGAAGAAGGCGGCCACUUCUGGCCUUCUUUGGUGCUCGACCGAGGUUCAAGCUGAGGAGAAGCGCGCAGUCCCGCAGAAGCCCAUUCGCUCCCCCAUGGCAGAGGCCGUCGAGAUCCUUCUCCAACCCGCUCCCUCACGCGCCGCUCAUGUGCGCAGCUCCACGGCCGUCCUGAUCACCAAGGAGCAGUGGAACUCUGCCUUCAAGCAGAUUUCGGAGCAGGGCAAGCCGGAAACUCAGGCGCCCGCCGCGGAGCCCAAGAACCGCCCGACCCGCUCCAGGUCGGUCAAGAGCCGUGCAUUCUUCGACCCCGCCGUCAUGGCUCUCAUCGCCGAACUUCCCUCCCCGACCAGCUUCACCACUCCUUCUUCGCACCGUCCCAGCGUCGGACGAUCCAAGAGCGUCUCCUUCUUGCCCUCCACCCGGAGACCAUCUCACUCUGCUUCGUCCAGCUUCCCUGAGGCGGAGGUGCGCCCUUCUGAAUUUAUUUGA